AUGAUGAAUCUUAUAUCGUUUGAGACGCCUCCUCCUCUUGGUAGGCAAGAGAGCACCGCUGCUACUGCAGCCACCGGCAUGAAGGUGGCAAAGGAAGCGAGCUCUAGUGACGCAUGCUUCCACGGUAGCAAUCUAGACCUAAGCCUCGGCAUCUCCUUGUCUCCCGGAGGUAACUGCAGCGCCGCCAGCUGCGGUGGCGCCGCCAUGGCAAGCUACAACGGUCGUCAAGGUGGGGGCAAUGUCGGUCGAGUGCAGAGCAGUGACAUGGUCAUCGCUAGUACCGCCACUGCGAACACGCUUAGCGCAGGGCGUGGUGGUAAUUGCCAUGGCAUUGUGCCUAGCAGCAGCUGGGCGGCGGUGUUCAUGCCAAGCCCGACCGGCUUCAUGCACCCCUGGAGCCUCGCCGCCCGGCAGCAGAAGGCGGCCGCGGAGCAGGACCGGAACAUUGCGCCAGCGUCGGUGGCAACAACAUAUGUGACAAGCGAUGCUAGUGUGGUCUCAGUGCCUUCGGCGGCUGUGGGCUGGCCGCCGGUGCACACCUCCCGGCGCCACCUCGUCACCGCCACGCAUGUGCCAAAACCCGACGCCGGCGUGAAGCAGCCCGACGGCCCAAAGAACACGAAGAUACCCACCGCGGCCUCGCCCGCCGAACCGCAGCGGCUGCAGGCAAACAUGUUCGCCAAGGUGCACAUGGAUGGCUGCCUGAUCGUCAGGAAGAUCAACCUGAGAGCUCACCGCAGCUACGACUCCCUCUCGCGGGCGCUCACCAGGAUGACAAGAAACUUCUUCUGCCGUGACCUUAAUUUUUCUUGUCUACUUCAUCAUGGGCCCCCCUCCGGCCUGGGCCCUGGGCCCUGGGCCGUCGCCCCCCGGCCAUACCUCCAGGCUGCAGAUUAUCGGAGUUCGGAUUCUGGGGAAGGCGAUUGUGCAAAUAGUGACGACUUCAUAUUUCUAUAUGAAGACUUUGAAGGCGACCGGAUGCUUGUUGGAGAUGUCCCAUGGGAGUUGUUUCUUGCGACGGCCAAAAAAUUAUGCAUUUCUCGUCAUCCAACAUCAAGAGAUACCAAAGGUCAUGACGAAGCAGCAAAAUUAGACGCAAGUGUGAAGAUAGCUACAAAUAACUGA
Messenger RNA from Triticum turgidum subsp. durum (durum wheat), 1125 nucleotides. NCBI's taxonomy places the organism in Eukaryota, Viridiplantae, Streptophyta, Magnoliopsida, Poales, Poaceae. The record is from the annotation of a GenBank genome assembly.